Chilo suppressalis (striped riceborer) is the source of this 8381-nucleotide messenger RNA. Lineage: Eukaryota; Metazoa; Arthropoda; Insecta; Lepidoptera; Crambidae. The record is from the annotation of a GenBank genome assembly.
GGAGUGUCAUGUGUACAGUGUGUGUUCCUCAGUCAAGUACUCGUCGUAUAAGAGCUAACAGAGUCUUACUGAUAACCUGUUAGAUAAACUUCUUAAAAACUAUCAACGUGUAUAAACAAAAGAAACACGAGUGUUGGUUGAGUGAGUUAGACGUAUCAUAAACUGUCAGGGUUAUGAGGAUUUUUAAAGAUUUCUGUUUAAAAACUGAAAACAAGAGACCAGUAUUCAGCAAAUUACAGCACAAGAUAAAAAAGAGAAAAAAGAGACCUUAAAACUUUGUGUUAAAGACGGUACGAAGGUCACAAGUGUAAAUAUGAUAGCUCUUAUAUUGUGUAUUGUAGAUACAAUUAUAGAAAAAGCAAAAAAUGUGUAUGCGAGUGAUGAGUCCACGAAUACUGAUGUUAGUGAUAAUAUUGGUGAUAGAAUUCGUAAACGGAAACGUAGAAAAAGGAAGCGACCAGGGCCACCGCCACGGCUGGGGCUGAAGGCGGCGAGCCCCGGGGUCGCCGACGAGGACUGCAACAGCAACACCAGCCUCACCGGCAGCCAGCAUUCCGCGCACGACGACCUCGACGCACACUGCGACAACUCUGGCUACCUCUGGUUCUUAGACUAUAACCCAAUAUUUCGAGACGGCUCGUGCCAUCACACCUCAGUCCUCUCCUCCGUGUCAGCCUCUUACAAAGGCAUCAGCGACCUCGCCUCUCGCUUCGAGUUCACGUCCCGCUACAACGAUCUGGCUAGGGACCUCGAUGCGAACCUCGCCGAGGCUGACAUGGAAAGCUUUAAAACCGAAGACAUACACGCACUGCUUAUGACCGCCAAUCUACCACACGACGACGACAGAACGCAUGAUGUGAGUGGUCAUGGCGAAGAGUCUGUUGGUUCGAUCAAUACGAUGUCGAUAUGCAAGUCGGAGUUGCUCUUCUCCCCCGUGAAGGAAGGCGUUCAUGGCGUCCACUUCAGCGUGGACAGUCUUGACUGUGAGCUGCCCACGGAGCAGGACCUCAUUCUUACCUGCCAAGCCAAUAAGGACAACUAUACUAUUGCCUUUGAGGGCAGCCUCACCACGUAUUCUGAGGACAGUGAGUGCAUCGAGCUUGCCGUCAAUCACAAACAUGACAAAUUGGGUAAAGAAGAUGUAAACGUAAUUUUAGAUAACGAUGAAAGAACGCGCAGGAAUUUAGAAUUAUUAGAAAGAUGUAAGAAAUUAACUAAUAAAUUAACCACUUCGAUGGCAAGAAGUGAUUUAGGAUUAACUACUUGGAGUAAAUUAAAGAAACAAAACAGUCAAUCGCCGCUAAGAAGACAUCCAUCUGGAAAUAACAAUGAAGAUUCUAAUGAUGCUGCUGAUAUGACAAGCGACAUGAACAACUCAGUCAUUAAAAGCCAAAGUUUACCUAAUCUCUAUAGGCGGAAGCUUCUCAAUAGCUCCAUCAAUUCCACCGUGCUCAGUACUUCAACAGUCGAUUCUUUUACUACCAACCAAAGACUAACUGGUACUCCUACAUGUAUGAAAGUAUAUGAUGUAUCACAAAAUCGUUCAUCACAUGGCAGUCAACAUUCAGAGCCCAUGAGUACAUCAUCAACUGAAAAUCAAACUUCUUCCGACAAAAGUCAAUCAAAACAACAAUUUAACUUAGUGAAGCUAUUUAUGAAACAAAAAAGCAUGAGUAACGAUGGAAUUGUUUGUAUGGAUCAAUUAGAUAGAUCUGAAUGUUGGCCAUCAAGUUCUGGGGGAGAAAGUGGAGAUUCUAUAGGUGAACAGAAAUUGGAAAUGAAACUGUCCGAACGACCCCAAGCAGAAUUGCCAAGUAAUAUUGAAGAAACGUCAAAUAUAUAUGAAGAAAUACCGUCGUCUAAUCCUUAUAGUAAUAGAGUAUAUGAUGAAGUUUUAAUUGAAGAAGAGGAAUCUAUUGAAGAUUCGAAAUUAAACGAAAGUGACACAUUAUAUGCCACUGUCAAUAAGCCGCACAUGAAAAGAGCAACCUUAAACGUUGUUAACAGUCCAUCGAAAUUGAGAAACAAUAGAAAAUCAUAUUCAUCACAAUCAUCGGCUACUAGCGUUAGUAUUUCAAGCUGUUCUGAAUCAGAUGGCACCCAAAUUACGAAAAUGCAUAAAGUUUUACAAAGAGAACCCAGUGAUAAUAAAGCCACCUCAACUCAUAUAGAAUCUGAUACAAUAGAUAGAAGCAUGCAAACAUCUAGUAUGCAGCUAUCUAGCUUGUCUCAUGAACGUGAAGUACUAAAAUUAGUUGAAACAUCGUUCCUUGAAAAACUCAAAGAAGGAGAUUGCGAGAAGCCAGUUUUUGUAUUAUACCCAAAUUAUACUUUGCCAGACAUAAGCUUUUUGAAUGGAAGACCAAAUAUUUAUCUCAAUCCUAUAAAAGUUAAUGUAUCGCCUAAAACAAGUGAACAUAAAAGAAAUAGAAUGCACGUAAAAGGAAAACGACCGUUUUCAUGCAAUGAUUUAGAAAUGUUAAAGAAAAAAGGUGUUGGUCAUAUAAAAGAUUGGGACUCUCUGAACUUUCUAUUGCCAAUGGAAUGUAGACAACUUUUGUCAGAAAUACCUGAAUUCACUCAGACUUCAAAGUGUACUGAUAAGUACUGUAACUCGUCACCAUCAUUAAAGGCGAAGAAUAGACCCACAAGUUGUGACUGCAACAAUAUGGCCGGAAAUACCACUGCAGUCUCUUCUAGUUCUAGUACGGCAACACAACCGUCAUCUGGAUAUCGCGGUUCAUCAACAAUGUUAACUGAUUCCUCUGCUCAAAACAGUCCAGCUCCGGCAAGCAAUUUCAACCCACUAUUUGUUUAUCGAUAUGAAAGUGCAACUAGUUCAGAAACUAGCACUAUGAACAACGACGGUCAAAGAAUGAACCCAGUUAUUCCUAAGCGAUCACUUUCUUUGGCUGAUCAAAAUCGAGUAGCAAAACAGGGAGAAUCAGUGCCUCCCAGGCCACCUCUACCAAAAAGUAUAUUACGAAAAUCUAUGGAUAAAACUCGGAAGUCAAGUUCUCACACAAAGCGCUACAGUAUGUUCGAUAUGGAUGACUUUAUUCAAGACCCUGUAGUUUGCAUGACUGCUGCAACUGAACAUAAAACAAAGAGAAGGUCAUUGCAGGAACCUUAUUACCUGCAAAAUCAAAACUUCGAUUAUAGGAAAAAUAAUGAUUUAGCAGCAAAAAGACUAUCUCAACAAUUCCUUGAUGCUGCUGAAAAAGAUGCCGAUUACAAUGAAUAUUAUCAAGAUGAAGGUGUCGGAACUGAGAGUAGCCUGGAAUCUGGAAAGUCAAAUGAACUUAGGUUUCAUAGACCACAUACGCCUCCAUUGCCUAAGCCAAGAAGUAAAAAAAUUGAAUACACAGAAUUUCCACCACCAGGCGCACUAAUUAGCAGUGCAGAUUUGCAACAAUUGGAAGAGUUUUUGAAGUUAAGCGGGUUUAAUUGUCAGAACAUGGAUGAAUGGGACCAAAACCAAGUACAAAAGGCUAAAAAUCUAGCUGAAAUUCCUAUUUGUGAGGAAGGAGAAGUUAGUCCUGACGAAUUUGCCAGUCCCAUCCAUCUCGAAGGAAGAGGAAAAUAUGACCUUAUUGAUGUAUCACAAAAAAGAGCGUUAGUAUCAAAUGUGACGGAUGCAGUUGAAAUGUUAAUUCAACAUUUCUCUCCCGCAACGGAUCAAGCAGAAUUGGCCUUUUUAGGGGAUUCCAAACAAUCUCCAGCGUGCGCAAAAAUAGCUUUGAAUGCUCUGUGCCCUGCUUUGUAUGCAAUUUUUAGAGAUGGGCUUAAAGAGAAUAUAGAAACGUCAUUUGGAGCCGUAAACAAUUCUGUAUGGCAAAUGGUUGAAGCCACCGCUAGGCAAGGUCCAAUAACGAAGUCCUUGAACGAGCUGGUAUUAAGAAUUAAUAGCGAGGAUGCGGUCACAGAAGGUCUUGUCAAAUUUAAUGCAUUUAUCCUCGGUCUGCUAAAUUCACAGUCUGUUGACGCGUGGGUGUCGUAUGUGAGAACGAGAGAAUCAAUUCUUGCCAAACAUUAUGGUUCUGAUUCCUUAAUUCUUGCCGGUUGCAUUGGAGAACCUCGUUGCCGAGUAUUGUUGGAUUCCUUGUUGGCAAGCCUUGAGCCUUUGAAACUCCUACCCUUCUCACUAGACCUAAUGUUUGAAAUGCGUGAACUACACAGAAGUUUCAAAAGAAUAGAAAGCGAGAUGCGUGCUGCUAGUCGGUUGGAUACCAGCGGUGAGGAGCAAUAUAGGCCGAGUUCCGCCGGCAGCUCCGCCAGCGGGAAUACCGGCAACGGAAGCAACAACUCCGGUGGGAAAUUCCGAAGGUUGCAGCUCAAGUGGGAACUGCUCAGUAAUGCCGAAAGCCCCGUUACACCUACAGGCGAAACCUCGCCAGCUUCGAAUCGGGGCUCGAAAAUCCCACGGCCAGUGUCGUCGCCCGUACGACCUCAAGCACCCACACUCCAGUCUCCAGCUAAGAACCAGCAUCGCGGCAUUCCCGUUCCGGUAAGGAAAGGCAACUCCCCCACGACUACCACUCCACGUGGUGCAUCAACAAGACCAAAUGUCACAAGCAAAAAGCCACCGCAACCCGCAAACAGAAAACCUGAGACGACAACGAAGAAACCUGUGGCUAAACCCCAAGUGUCAAACGAAGCUGUUAUUAAAACUACCUUGAAUACUAAGAAAUCUUCGACGUCCCGCGUGGACCAGCACACGUGGCAGGGAGGGAGUGCGCCGCGCCCCUCGUCGCUGCCGUACGGGCGCGCGCCGCCCGCCGCCGCGCCGCGCCGGGCUGCCUCCUCCAGCGCAUCCAGACCUCACACCGCUACCCAGCAGAAACACAGGUACGUUAGGACGUUAUGGCAUCGGCUACCGUCAGACUCAGGCCAUCUCGCUUUCAACGAAGGCGAGCGUCUACGACUGAUACUCGAGGUAGACGACCAGUACUUGUUAUGCUGCAGAGGGGACCACAAAGGGCUCGUGCCCCGCGACGCAGUCUUGUUGGAGGAUUUCUGAUAUUGGCAACCAUAGCACGAUUGGCAGCCAUGUUGGCGGCCAAUGCGGCUGAACUUUGGAAAGAAAUAAAGAUGCUAAAGCAAUUCCGUGCUUACGUUUACAGUCAAACACACUGAUGGAAGGCCUUGUCCAAUAUUGCCGAUGAAAAGUGGCACAACUGUUCGGAGCUGUACGCAGCCGAAUCGUCACAAUUUCCAUACAAACAUCUGGUUACGCUUUUGCAUUCCGAACACUAAUGACUAUUCUAUGUUUGAUAAAAUAAAAUAACUCUGUGGCAAAUACUGAUUUUGUAAGCACAUAGUUGUGAUUAUAUCUUUUAAGCUGUCGGAUCGUAUAGCUUCCCAUACUAUCGCGUUGUUUUGUAUUUACAAUCCGUCGAUCGCCGGCGAUCAGUGUGUCUUGAAUCUUGUUCCUUACGUACCUACGUUACACCUAACCACCAAUGACGAUCUCUUUACAUUUCAUGUAUCCCUUCGCUGUAGAUUUAGUUCGUUUUAAAUUCUAUUACGGCGUAUAAGGCUAAGCUGUAGUGUGAAUUGUAAGCACGGAAUUCUUUGCAUCAAUUGUUGUGGUGAUGAGUAGUGUUGUAUUUGUGAUUUACGGAACCUUGUGAUGGUUGAGAUACUAGGUGAAGACUAUGUACGCAAGAUUGGUUAUGAAAAGUGCUAAAGUGACUAUAAUAUCUCAUUAGUGGACUAUGCUAUUCUCGAACUCUGUAAAUAUAAAUCUAGUUUUGUCGGGGCCCUAUCAUUUUUUGUUUUCAAGAUUUUUCUUAUCAUUCGUUAGUAAUCCUAUAUUUUUUUUAAUCUAUACUUCUCUAUUUUAAAGCGUGCAUCACUAAAAUCAUAACGAUGACAUUUGUAAUCAGUAGUGGUAAAAUCUAGUCCUACUUUGUAAGGUUCCGCGAGGUCUUUGUAUCGAACUGUGUAUAAAUAAUUAAUUAAUACUAAGAAUCAUAAUUGUGGAAUAUUUACUGCUGAUGAGUAGGCUUUCACCAAUCAAGUAUUAAUACAUCAAUGGUAAAUAUUUCGUUCAUGGAAUGUGAUAUAGGUAAAUUAUUUACAUUUUACUUUUAAGGGCGAAAUCUCACAUACUUUAGAAGGCGAUUCUUUUAUAAUACUUUAAAAUUUCGUAAUUUGUUAUUUGCUAAGAGAAAGGCACCCAAUAAUUCGAUAGUUAGAUAAAAUAUUUCAAUAUGGAAUAUAUCGAUACAAUGUCUAAAGUUAUCAAUGUAUUGUAGAUUGUAAAGACCUGUGUAUUUCAUGUGUAUUUUGUAGCAACUUAACGGCAUCGCUUUUGUAGUAUCUUAAAUUUCAAAGGUUUUAUGGUGCGGUAGAUUUGAAUCCAUCUAUUAAACAAUCUCUUGUUUAAUCGUUCCACGGAUUGUGGUUAACUCGCAUUUACUACUGACUGCAUGUCGCCUACCCAAACUGCCAUCCCUUCACGGUUCGUGGUAUUCGAAAUAGCAAUACACGAAUCUGUAGGAAAGCUUAACGGUGAACGGUAUUAACAGCAUGACCCUUACCUCUAAACCCUCCUUAAUGCUGGCCUACGGUUCAAAACAAACAGCAUUCAGGCGUCGGUGUUGGUUUCUAACAAACUUUUGAUCUAUUAAUUGCAUGCGCCUAUCCAAUUUACACUUCCUAUACCCAGCACUGCGCAAACCAACACACCAAAGCAGAUCACAAAUUUACCGCAUUCUCGAAUCAUCUCAUUUUUAAUAGGUCUCAAGAAGAGAGCUAUGAGCUUUGCUAAACUUAUAUGUAUAUCAUAUAUCUUUUCUAUUUUAUAUAUUAUAUAGUGAAUAAUAACUAAUCAUAUCACCGCUUGCGGAUCGCGAAGAGAAAUGAUAUUUUUGGUACGGACUUGUAUUGCUCAAGAUGGAAAAGGCAUCGUUUUCAGUGAUAAACUAAAUUGGUAGUAUUGGCGUGGUAUACUAAAUUGGUAAUAAUCAUGUGUAAUCUAAAUUUAUACUACUAUUAAACAUCAGUAUUUAUCGAUGUGUGGUAUUUGUAUAUAAGUAUGUACUUAUUUAACGAGAAUUAUCUUCAUUAGUGAAAUUAGAGAUCAAAAUUUUUGUAACAAACCUAUGAAAAUGCACGAUACAGUUCCUCUUGUAGUCGGUCGUGCUGUCGAGUCACAUAUUGGUGAAGUAGUCGGUAUACGUACUAUAAAAUUAGGAUUCAAAAUUUGUUGUAUGCGUGUUACAGUGGUGUCUUUCUCGAAGCAUAUGAAGAUUAAUAUCGAAACGAAACUCCUUGCCAACUGCAUUCAGUGGUAGAAAACACAUGAGGCUAGUUGACAUUAAAAAAUCUCAUAAAUACUAAAUAUGGACGUAAGAUGACACAAAAUUAGUAUUGUAUUGUACAAUAGCGAAUACUAUACACAAUAAUUAGGAUAUUAACGAUGUUAUUAAAUAAACGAUAUUAGUGAAAUAUUAUUAGUUGGUCUGUCUGUGUAACAUCGUAACACAAUUCUUUUGUAAUAUAGCCGUUCCCAUAAUCCAUUUAGUAUAAAACGCGCUUUGUGACUGAAUGAUGUGAUGUGGCCUUUUGUAUGUAUUAAAGUUAUAUUAGUAUUUAGGUACUGUGUUGUGAGUGUGCGCUUGUUGCAUCAGCCGGGUCUAUGGACAUCGUCUAUUUAACAUGCGAAUAGCAUCGGGGCAUGCUUCCAAAAUUUAUUUAUGUAAUUAAAGAUGCUCUUACGGCCGUCUAAGUAUUAUCUGAACAAACAAGCAUUAGCGGGGAUGAAGCAGAGGUUACGGCUUUGCAAAUUUCCCACAUUAUACGCUUGGCUGUUAGCUCGUAUACAUUUUAACACAAUUAGGAGUUUGUUAGACGUAAGUUUUUAUCAACAAUUUGUAUUGUCGAAUGAUGUUGAAAAAAGUUUUUUAUAUUAUAUUGACAUCCAAUCCUGCGCGUUCGUUUUAAGAUAAAUUGUUGGAUAUUAUAAUGUGGUUAGUCAGUUAGUUGUCCUCAUUGGUACAAGCAGUUAAGUUAUUUCACUAUUAUUGUGUUAAGUAUUAAUUUAUAAUAAUUUCGAUCGGGAUCAAUAGGUUGAUUUUUGGGUUGAAUAGUUUAUUUUCUUAAGAAAAAAAAAUAAGUGAAAAAAAGAGGCUUUCGUUACAUGCGAAACGUCAACGAACGACUGAGAAAUAAUUCCGAAUAUUUUAUAACUUAAGUUAACCUCGAAAAUAUAUAUUGUAUAAUAAUGUAUUUCGACAUUUAUUAAUUCAGUGUAUGUAUUGUUUCAAAGAUAUUUUAUUUGUGUUAAGUGCCAUAAUUUAAUGAAUUAACAAUUGAUAAAAUAUUAUUAUAAUGCAUAACCAUGUACACCAAUUAAAAAUACCUAUGUAAAACAA